UAAAGGCUCUAGAGUUCGACGUAGCCGGUCUUCGCGAGCCAAAACGAGUGGUGUAUUGGUGUAUUGGCCCGGCGGGGAGCCGUUUUGAUACAUUCUCGUCAUCAUGAAGCUGGCUCUUACCGCUGCGUGCCUUGCGGCCACGUCCCACGCCCUCCUUGCCCCACCAAGGCAGAUCUUGGCGCUGCGCCCGGCGGUGCCGGUGCCGCCGCGGGCGACCGUUCGCCUCGGCGCGGCCGACGCAGCGCCCGCGGCAAACAAACCGUCUCUGAUUGCACGGUUCAACAACUUCGGCCUCUCGCUCAAGGACCGAUCGCGGAGACAAAGGGAAGCGCUCAAGGGCGCCAAUCUAAUGAUGAAGCUGCCGCGCGGCGCGUACGUCGCGGCGCUGUCGCUCGCGUUCGUCGCGUACCGGGCCUACCGCGGCUUCUUCGUCGUGCUGCCGGCGGUUUAUGGGGAAGUCUACGCCCAGGCCCUGGCCCAGGCGACGGAGGAGCACGUCAGUAUAAGGGGCGUGGAGGUCGCCGACGACAUUGAUCCGAAGACGGGCAAGCUCCGGCUGCGGUCGCGCGUCGUCAUGAACGUCGGGGCGCUGGCCUUCAUGGGCGCGUUGAUGGUCGGCGGCGCGGUGCGGGCACCCAUUCGGAUCGCGGCGGCCUGCUUACGAAAAGUUGGGCUCCUCCCGCGUUUGGUAACAGAGGCGACGCCGGCCGACCGCCUCGCCGCGAAGGAGAAGGAGCUCGACCUGCCACCGCUGCCGGACAUCCCCGACGACGUGCCGCCGGACACCGACGACGUGUAACUUGGACAUCUUGUUU
This is a messenger RNA of Pelagomonas calceolata, 815 nucleotides long. The record is from the annotation of a GenBank genome assembly. Lineage: Eukaryota; Pelagophyceae; Pelagomonadales; Pelagomonadaceae.